Messenger RNA from Fibroporia radiculosa, 354 nucleotides. RefSeq lists its product as uncharacterized. Lineage: Eukaryota; Fungi; Basidiomycota; Agaricomycetes; Polyporales; Fibroporiaceae. The record is from RefSeq and is a predicted model, not a curated record. The transcript has 3 exons. Bases 1 to 354 code for a protein of 117 amino acids.
AUGAACCACCUCGUACCACCUCAGGAGAAGGUAUCGACAGAGACUAGCUGGAAGGGACGUUUACCCGUGGACCACGAGAUUCCCCCUCAGCACGAGCCAAAUUCUACAAAUGACUCGAGUCACCUCAUUCCUCCCCAAGAGGAAAUGCGCAGAGAUGCGACCGCAGGACAUGCACCCCUAGACAAGGGCAUUGGUCGUCUCCGUCGCGAGCUGGACACUCGCACCGUCCACGAUGACGCACUCACGAGGGACGACCAGCUUCGGAGCAAGCAAAUGAAGGAUUCUGUCCUGGCUGGGGCGGCUGGAGUGACAGGAGAGGACGUCGGGUUUGCGGAGAAUAAGCGGCUUGUCUGA